AUGCGGCCCGCCUUUCGCGACGCCAUGGGCGGCGGCCUUCUCGGGGGCACCUGCCUGAUGGUCAUCGUGGUGGUGCUCUCCGCAGCACCUGGAGGGGAGGCGUUCCUGUGCCCUGCGGCUGUGCAGCAGCACGGUGCCGCUGCCUCUGGGAAAAUGCUACAGCAGCGUUCGGCGGUCAAGACGAGGGGGAUCGGGAGCAUGACGGCGGGAGCUGGGGAGGGGAUGCUCGAUGUAACGUCCCCGUAUGAAAACGCCUCUGUCACGCCGUCGACGCCAGGACCGCUGCGUCGCGUUCGGUCGUUCCUCGGAGGAGGGCAGGCAAUAGACAAAGCUGGAGAAGCGGCGGGAGAAGUGCUCUCGGAGAUCGGGGAGGCCCUCGAAGGGUUGGAAACCCCGGCGGCGGUAUCGGAGGGCGGGGAUGCUGUUGGGGGGUUGGUGACGACGACGACUGCCUCGGAAGAGGACCAAGGGAGGGCGGCGGGAGGCCUGUCUACCGUGGGUAGCGUGAAGGACCUGGUGGUCGAAAACAAAGAGGUGGUAGCGGUGGUGGUUGCCGGGGUGAUCGGGUCUAGGUACCUGCUGGUCCAGAACGGCGGUAAACGUGGCCGGGGUGGAGGCCGGAGACGACGGAGAGGAGGGGGAGGGGGCGGUGCUGCCCCUAAGUCUCCGCUAGCGGGGAUCGGACAGCCCCGGGUUUCGCCGGAGGUGGCGGCGGCCGACCUGAAGAAGCGGGCGGAUAGCCUCAAGAGCGCCAACUUUGACGUGGACCUCGACCUCUUCGGCGACGCCGUAAGCGACUUGCCGGCUAGACCGCCGCCACCGGCACCUCCGGCGGCGGAACCGUCCCCUUCCCCGGCCGAUGCAAUGAAGGGGGCCGUGGCGGCGGCGUCUGAUUCCGCCGCCGCCGCAGCAGCAGCAGCAGAGGCGGAAGGCGUAACCGCUGAGGCUGAAAGUGCGGCGGGACCCGCGCCGGUUGAGGCUGUUGCCGCCGCCCCCCCUGCUGUUGCGGCCGAACCGGCACCUGCCGCCGUCGCCGAACCUACUCCCGCGCCGUCCACCUCCUACUCCAUCAAGCCCGAGAAAUCUAAGCGCAAGCCCAUCCUCAGCCUCUUCAAGCGGGACACGGGGCCGCAGCGGUCCACGACCAUGCAGGAAGCCCUCUCCGCCGAGUCACCUAAUGUGGCCGACUUCCGACGAGGGCUGGCCGCGGUGCUGGCCGAAUCUGCACCGAAGGGCGAGUUCGACGUUAAGGAGCCGAGCCUGCUAGCCGAGGCGACGAUCAUUCCAGAGGACUUCGAAGGAGAAGCGGGCGCUAAGGCUGCGGCUGCCAGCAGGAUGUCCGCCCUCAAGGAGCUCAUGGAGACCGCCGGGCUUUCUCUGGAACAGGGCGCAGAGGUCGUCGCCGACGUCGUAAACGCCAUGGUCGUCAAGCUGACAGACGCAGCAGUGAGCAGCAAGGGCGUCGAUAGCACGGCAGCAGCCUCGAAUGCUCUUCUCAACUACAUGGACGAGGCGGGAGCCCUGUUCGUUGCCCUGUGUCCCGGCAUCGCCCUCGACCCCCAGAUCAAGUACAACGGCACCUAUAAGAGAGGGAAGCUCGAGAAAGUGUUCGAGGCGGCAGCUAAGAAUACCCUCAAGUCCAUGGGGGACGAAGGCCAGAUGAUGUCUUUGGACCGACUACAGGACCUGUUUUCGAUCAAGAAGUCCAAGGCGGACAGCAUCACCCAGAAGAUCAUGAUGGACCUCAUGAUGAAGAUGAUGUCGGAGGGAGGCGGUGAAGACGGCGACGCGGAGGGUCUCGAGAAGAUGAUGGAGGCAAUGGGCGGGAUGGAAGGGAUGGGAGGGAUGCCCGGGAUGGGGGGCAUGGGGGCGGGCCGAAGCCCGGAAGACCACAAGAAAGAGGUGGAGGCCCUCAAGCAGAUGGUGGAGUCUGGCGAUUGCCCGAAGGAAGAAGUCGACGCUCUCAGAAAAAUGUACACGGACGCCGGCCUGGACAUCGACACCCUUGUCAACGACCCCAACAUGGAAGCGAGCAUGGAUGCCGAUGCCAAGGAAGUAGUCGUGCUUCUCAGGAAGCUGCUCGACCUGUGGCCCAAGAAAUAA
Ectocarpus siliculosus is the source of this 2103-nucleotide messenger RNA. Lineage: Eukaryota; Phaeophyceae; Ectocarpales; Ectocarpaceae. The record is from the annotation of a GenBank genome assembly.